GUCUUUAGGCUUUAGCCAAGCAUAGAAGUUCAACAGGGAGAGAAAGCAGUAAAAAAAAAAAAGAAAAAAAAAAGAGGAGAACGCACAAACUCUGCCUGCCACAACACAAGAAAACAAAACAAAUAAGCAACCUGCUUCUCCUCCCAUCAAUCAAGCCUUGUUUUUCACUCAUUUUUCUCCUCCAACCAAACAAACCUCCAAAGUUUUCCUAUUUUCUUUCCUUUCUCUUUGAGGGUGGGGAGUGCUAAGGAGAUCUCCCAUCAAUGGAGAAUUCAGCAAGGUUAGUACAAGAGAAGAGGAACUUCCCAUCAUCUCCUUUAAACUCCCCACAUAGCAACGGAAACAACAACAGCAACAACAUGAGCAGCAAUGGGGUUGUCCAAAUUCACACCCCACCCUUGACUCCAAAUCCCAUUUCCAGAUCUGAAACCAACCCUUACCCAACAACCUUUGUCCAAGCUGACACAACUACUUUCAAACAGGUUGUCCAAAUGCUCACUGGUUCAUCAGAAACUGCUAAACAAGCUUCCUCAAAACCUCCAACUCAACAACAAAACCAACAUCAUCAACACCAGCAACAGCAACAAGAUCCACCAUUAUCAUCAAAAUCAUCUUUUCCUAUACCUCCCAUCAAAACCAACUCUCCCAAAAAACAAAGUUUCAAACUUUAUGAGAGAAGAAACAGUAACCUGAAAAACAGCCUCAUGAUCAACACUUUUCUUCCUUCUAGUGUUACAAACAACAGCAAUAUUAGUGCUUUUUGUUCACCAAGGAAUAUUGAGAUCUUGUCUCCAAGCUUGCUUGACUUUCCAAAGCUAGCUCUUAGCCCAGUUACACCCUUAAAUGAAGACCCUUUCAACAAGCCUUCACCUUCUUUAGGGAAUUCAUCAGAGGAAGAUAAAGCUAUAGCUGAGAAAGGUUUUUACUUGCAUCCAUCACCCAUGUCAACUCCUAGAGACACUGAGCCUCAGCUUUUGCCACUGUUUCCAGUUACUUCACCAAAAGCUUCAGGCUCUUAAGAAUUGACUGAAGAAGAAGAAGAUGAUGAAAUUAAUUAUGUAAUUUGAAAGUGAUUUGAAAGAGGCUUAAUGGGUUCUGGCUGAAUUUGAGUGAAAAAAAAAGGUAGAGGAUCUUUCUCCAAUUGUAUGCUUUGAUCUCCCUUUGAUUAUGGUAAAGCUCUUCCUUUUACCUUCCUUUUAAGAUCUUCUUUCUUCAUUUUUAUUGGAUUUUGGUUUGUUACUUAAAACUAUUUAAUUCUCCAUAGAUUAUGUGAGAAAAAUUACUACUAAUUUCCUUAGCUCUUACUUUGUGUUUUACUUUGCAUAAUGAACAAGUCAAAAUUUUUUUUUGGUGGUUGCAUAACGAACCAGGUCAUCUUUCCUUUCCUUUGCAUAAUUUGACUUUCAUGAACUAUUCUUUUGGUUGUCCUUGUUUUUGUUUUUGUGUAAAUGUAAUACUGAUUCCUUUCUAUGUACAAUCAAAACUAAGUCAGCUUGGUAGCUCUUUUCUGCUAAAAGGGUAUAUCAGAAAUGAAAAGUCUUAGUCUCCAAGUUACAACCAUUACAAUUUGUUGUAAGAAUGUUGUUUUCUUUCUUUG
This is a messenger RNA of Durio zibethinus, 1597 nucleotides long. Its product is annotated as VQ motif-containing protein 19. The record is from RefSeq and is a predicted model, not a curated record. Lineage: Eukaryota; Viridiplantae; Streptophyta; Magnoliopsida; Malvales; Malvaceae.